UGGGCAACUCAGCAACUAUAUCUUUGCACAGAUUUUGAUAAAUCUUCCCCAUGGCAUGUGCCUGAACAAGAAUAGCUGUGAUCUCCUCCUCUGACCUGACCUGUACAGUCUGGCCAUGUGUACAUUGUUUUCCCCCCAAAUGGAUUGCCUGCAGAAUACUCCAUCUUAGCCACAUUUAAAAUAUUAUCAAAUACGCCACAAGAUGCCUGGAAUUUAUGGCAGAUCAUCAAUACUAAUACAGAUCAGAAGAUUGGACUAUAUUUAAAUAAAGAUACCCAGACUGUAAGCCUAUUGUACUCCUCGCCAUCUAAGACUCUACAUUUCCAUACAUCCAGCAAUGUUACAACACUUUUUGAUGGCAAAUGGCAUAAGUUAUCUUUCAGUGUAACAAGAGAGGAUGCGAAGAUGAUUUUGGAUUGUAUUGAAGUGAGUUCAGUUACAAUAGCUGGUCAGAAAACACAUGAAAAUAAAAUGGUUACUUCAAGCAUGCACGGAGAAUCACACUCAGUUCCUUUGGUUGAUAUUCAGCAGCUUGAAAUCCACUGUGAUCCCACGAAAGCUUUGAAAGAGCAAUGUUGUGAACUGUAUGAUCAGUGUGCUGGGUCUGCAGAGCUAAGCCUUGGAGAAAAUUCUCCUCGGUGUUCCAAAUGUGCACAUGGAGUUUUAGGUCUUCAGGGACCUGCAGGAACACAGGGUUAUAAAGGGCAUGAAGGAGAACAAGGAGAGUCUGGACGUGUAGGAAAUCUGGGUGUCCGUGGCAAUCCCGGAGCUUAUGGAAGAACUGGUGACCCAGGAAUCAGCGGAGAACCAGGCAUAAAGGGAGAAAAGGGAGAGAGAGGUAUACCUGGUGAAAGGGGUGACCGUGGAGAUCCUGGCUUCAAAGGACUACAAGGAGCAGAUGGCUUUAAAGGCAUUGCUGGUCCACCUGGAAUCAGAGGUAUACCUGGUUCAAAGGGAGAGGAGGGAGAACAAGGAGAAACAGGAUACGAAGGAAUUCCGGGGUUCCAAGGAGUUAAGGGAGAUGAUGGUUUCCCAGGAGUUGAGGGUCGUCCAGGCAAACAAGGGCAAAAGGGAAUUGGUGGUGAUCCAGGAGAACCAGGAAUUGAAGGAAAUAAAGGCGAGCCAGGUAUACCAGGACCAAAAGGAAGAAAAGGAUCACAUGGUCUACAAGGGAUCAUUGGUGACCCAGGCCAAUUGGGACGAGAUGGAGAUGAUGGAAUUGAGGCAUUUCAAGGUCCUCAGGGUAAAGUAGGACGUCUUGGCACUUUGGGAUUCAAGGGAGAAAAAGGAUUCGUUGGACAACGAGGCUCUGAAGGUCCACGAGGAAAACCUGGACCUCCAGGACCAAAAGGUGAAGCUGGACGCCCUGGAAGACCUGGAUUUAUUGGACCACCUGGAGCAACUGGUCAUGUUGGACUUCCUGGUGCACCUGGUCUAAAGGGCAAUGCUGGAAUUCAAGGACAUAAAGGUGUAGAAGGACCGAAGGGAGAAAAAGGAGGAAAAGGACCCAAAGGAAAAGUUGGAGACAGUGGUCCAGUAGGUCCUGAAGGGCUUUUUGGUAGGAGAGGGCCUCCAGGAGAACUUGGGGCACGCGGUCCACCAGGAGAGCAAGGUCUUUCUGGUGAUCCUGGGAUCCCAGGAGAUAUUGGGCCAAUGGGAUCCAGGGGACCAUCUUUUCCAGCAUCCCAUGUAAUAGAAGUUUGUCAGAAAUUUGUUCUUGAACAAAUGUCAUCAUAUGCACAGUCUGUACGACGUCAGUGUGCUAGUGCAUGCCCAUUGUUUGGUGAAGUACCAAUGGGUGCACCAGGUCCAGUAGGACUGCCCGGACCACCCGGAGCACUAGGUAAACCUGGACUGAAUGGAAUUGAUGGUGAAGAUGGUCCAGAAGGAUUUUAUGGUGAAUCUGGAGAUCUUGGAAAGCAAGGGCAAAAAGGUGAAUCUGGAGAAAAAGGAGACAAAGGUCCAAAAGGAUAUGGCCUAGUAGGACAUCAAGGAGAUGAAGGAGAAAGAGGUAAAAGAGGAAAACCUGGUCAAGCAUUUGAUGGAGAACCUGGUUUAAUGGGUCCUCGUGGGCACAGAGGUCAGCUUGGCCUUAUAGGUUAUACAGGAGUGAGGGGACCACCAGGACCAUGCUUGGCAGCUGUUUGUGAACAAACUGAAGAAACAAGAGAAUCUACAGAAAACUCCUAAACAUAACUUAACCAAAGUGUUGAAGAACUGACCAUUAAUAAUCAAACACAAGAGGUGGCAACAACUUAUCAUAGAUUUCCUAAAAUCUCGUAUGAAUGUUUUAAAAUCAUGAGAUUAUACUCGAUUUUGUAAAUAAAGUUUAUUAAGUUUUGAAAGGAUAAGGACUGAGAAGUAAAAAAUAAGAAAUCAUUAUAUGAUUUAUCAGUCAGAUAUUUAUUGAAGAAAAAUAUAAAAAUAAAGAGCAGAAUCAGCCAUAAGGUUAAAACCUAAUAACAUGCAGGUCCCCCCUGUUGCUGACUAAGACAGUUAUAUUGAAUCACAGAUUCUACAAGACUUCAGAAAAUAUCCAUUAGUUAUCUGGGGCCAAGA
Hyla sarda is the source of this 2559-nucleotide messenger RNA. RefSeq names its product collagen alpha-1(I) chain-like. NCBI's taxonomy places the organism in Eukaryota, Metazoa, Chordata, Amphibia, Anura, Hylidae. The transcript has 25 exons. The coding region runs from base 406 to 2190 and encodes 594 amino acids. The record is from RefSeq and is a predicted model, not a curated record.